This is a messenger RNA of Colletotrichum paranaense, 372 nucleotides long. RefSeq lists its product as uncharacterized. Lineage: Eukaryota; Fungi; Ascomycota; Sordariomycetes; Glomerellales; Glomerellaceae. The record is from RefSeq and is a predicted model, not a curated record. The transcript has a single exon. The annotation marks the transcript as partial.
UCAAGCUUAUCGAGCCGUCGUUUCUUUUUUCGGUUCUCUCUUCUUUCUCUGUCGUCCCUAUUGUUUGUCGUCUCGAUAUUCUCGAGUACUGAAUCACCGGACGAGUCACCGGCAGGCGAACCAUCGGGUACACGGUUGCUUUACAAAUCAACAUGGGAAACAUUAGUCCGAGUAGUAGGCACGGGCGCAAGUUUUGAUGAUGUGGCGGCGUUCAGUGGGAAACAAGCGCAGCCUUAUCCGUCUGCAGCAUCCAACAAGAUGCCUGUGAAACUCGAGCUAUUCCCAAAUGGCUUGUACCAGGUGUUCGCAAGUGCGUCUCUAGGGGCUCGGAGCGACCCCAAAGAACAAUACAUUGCGUACCUAGACACCUAG